Messenger RNA from Linepithema humile (Argentine ant), 3799 nucleotides. It is a transcript of the gene Top3alpha, whose product is annotated as topoisomerase 3-alpha. Gene Ontology annotation, cellular component: chromosome; nucleus. The record is from RefSeq and is a predicted model, not a curated record. Gene Ontology annotation, biological process: DNA topological change. Gene Ontology annotation, molecular function: zinc ion binding; DNA binding; DNA topoisomerase type I (single strand cut, ATP-independent) activity. Lineage: Eukaryota; Metazoa; Arthropoda; Insecta; Hymenoptera; Formicidae.
ACUGGUACACCUUUGUAUUUACAUCGUGUAUGGAAUGUAAAUAAUUUUUGAAGCAAGUUGGAACAAGUUGGAAGUUCCAAACUUAAAACAAGUUUGAUAUGCUGUCAGUCUGCAAGAUAGCACAAUAAACUAAAAGUGAAAAAUACAUUUAUUCUUUAUUGAUAAUAUAUUUGCUUCAAUAACGUACUUUAACAAAUUAGUCGCAUAAUAACAUUGAUAUUACGUUUGUUCACAAAUACUGAAGAUUAUUGGAGUCAAUUUAUAACCUAGGUAAUUAAAAAUCGUUGAUAAUGUUGAAAAUUGUGUGUUAUGGCUUUUUUAAAAUUGUAUAAUAUCGCAUCUAAUUAUGCAAUAUUUUGUGGACACUUAAACUGGACACUUAAAAGCAUAGGCAGCAAGUUGUCCAAGUUUACAAAUGCUUCUUACGGGGUAAAGCAGUAUUGUUCAGAAUACAAUAUGAAAGUUCUUAAUGUUGCUGAGAAACAUGAUGCUGCCAAAAAUAUCGCUGGUUAUUUGUCACGUGGUACCAGCAGAAAGAGAGAAGGCUUAUCUGUCUACAACAAAAUUUUUGAAUUUAAUACACAAUUGUGGGGCCAAAACUGCCAAAUGGUGAUGACAUCGGUAUCAGGCCAUUUAUUAACUUAUGAAUUUAUAGGAGCAUAUCGUAAAUGGCAAGGCUGUCAUCCAUUGACUUUAUUUGAUGCUCCAUUGUCAAAAUUAUGUUCAGAUGAAAGUUAUAUAAAAAUUAAAAAGACGUUAGAGCGAGAAGUAAAAUUUUGCAAUGCAUUAAUUAUUUGGACAGAUUGUGAUAGAGAAGGGGAGAACAUAGGUUUUGAAAUUAUACAGGUCUGUCAAGCAGUGAAGCCAAAUAUUCGUGUAUACAGGGCAAAAUUCUCAGAAAUUACAAAACCAUCUGUUGAAAGAGCUUUACAAACUUUGGGAGAGCCAGAUAAGGCAAUAAGUGAUGCUGUAGAUGUAAGAAGCGAAUUAGAUUUAAGAAUUGGUGCUGCAUUCACAAGGUUUCAAACCUUAAGGUUGCAAAAAGUGUUCCCUGAUACUCUUAGAGAUAUGCUCAUCAGCUAUGGAAGCUGUCAGUUUCCAACACUUGGAUUUGUAGUUGAAAGAUUUCUGGCGAUUGAUCGGUUUAAGUCUGAGCCAUACUGGAAGAUAAAAGUGACCGAUGAUCGCGAUGAUACAUUUGUAGAAUUCAGAUGGGCCAGAGUAAGAUUGUUUGAGAAAUUGCCUUGCCAGAUUUUCCUGGACAUGUGUUUGGAACGCCCAGAAGCAACAGUAGAGAAAGUAGCAUGUAAGCCGAAAAGCAAAUGGAGACCUUUACCCCUGGAUACCAUUGAACUGGAGAAGCAAGGCUCUCGUAAGUUACGUCUAAACGCAAAGGAGACUAUGAAGAUAGCAGAGAGAUUGUACACUCAAGGUCUCAUUAGUUAUCCACGCACGGAAACUAAUAUAUUUCCGAAGGAAUUGAAUCUGAGAUCUUUGGUAGAACAACAAGUCGGCAAUCAGGCGUGGGGUAAUUUUGCGCAAGGUUUAUUGGAAUCUGGAAUAAAUCCCAGACAAGGGAAGAAGAGUGAUCAAGCGCAUCCGCCUAUUCAUCCCACAAAGUACUCUAACAGUUUGCAAGGAAACGAAGCAAAAGUCUACGAAUUUGUGGUUCGACAUUUUUUGGCUUGUCUAUCGAAGAACGCAGAAGGUCUCGAAACAACGGUGGAGAUCGAUAUCGCGAAAGAAAAAUUCGUGGCUAACGGUCUCAAAAUAAUAGCAAAGAACUAUCUCGAAGUUUAUAUAUACGAUAAGUGGAACAACAAACAGAUACACUCUUACGAGCAGGGACAAGUUUUUCGGCCGACCAGCAUAGAUAUGGUAGAAGAGAAGACUUCACCACCUAGCUUGUUAACUGAAGCCGAAUUGAUUGCGUUGAUGGACAAACAUGGCAUUGGUACGGACGCCACUCACGCUGAUCACAUCGACACCAUCAAAUCCAGACAAUAUGUAGGUUUAACAGACAAUCAAUAUUUCAUGCCGGGCAAAUUGGGAAUCGGACUGGUCAAGGGUUACGACGAUAUGGGAUUCGAAAUGUCUAAGCCGCAUUUGCGCGCCGAUCUAGAAAAGGAUUUACAAUUAAUAUGCCAACGUCAGAAAGAGCCGAAUGAGGUGUUGCAAAAUCAAAUUAACAAAUAUCGCGAGGUGUUCAAAGUGGCGAUGGAACGUGCUAAUCUGAUAGACGCUGCUUUAGCACAUUAUCUUGAAGAGAGACCUACCCAAGCUGAACAAGUACAGUUUGCUCCUGUGGAAGAAGAGAUUGCUAUCUUAAAAUGUCCGAAAUGUGGCUCCAACAUGAUUUUGAAGGAAAGGAGGCAAGGCAGAGGAAAAUAUAUUAGCUGUAUGGGUUAUCCAACGUGUACUAAUGUAAUCUGGUUCCCAGAAGCUGUAGAAGAUGUAGAAAUUUUGAAUGAAACAUGCAAUCAGUGUACAGAAAAUAUGCGCAAAUUGAAAUUCAAAUUAGUGAGAAAUGUUAUACCUUUGUACGGUACUUCUUACACUACUUGUAUAGGAUGUGAUACUACAUUCAACGAAAUGUUAAAUAUUAAAGAGGAUUGUAUCAGACAAAACAGGAGAGCAAAUUACAUUCAAAAUAAUACAAGGGAUACAUCAAGCUCCACCUCAAGUACGUCUCAGUUGCAAGUCACUCAGCGACAGCAACCUGCUUCCAAUAGUACAAGAUCUGUUUGGAAUAAUAAUGACGUUGCCUUGAAUAGAACUUCCGAUACGUCUGGAAGAAGCACACAAAAUCAUAAUUCUCAACCAAAUAGAUCAAAUACUGUCAAUAGAAAUACAACAAUGUCGAAUAACACUAAUGGUGCAAGAUCUGUUCGGAAUAAUAACGAUGUUGGCUUGAUCAGAACCUCCGGCACAUCCGGAAGAAGCGCACAAAAUCAUAAUUCUAACGUUUCUCAGCCAAAUAGGCCUGUUAACAGGACUGUUAACAGAAAUACGAAUAACAGAGGCAACUUUGAUUCUUGGGAUAACUCCUGGGACAAUUUUAAUACGGAUGACUUUAACAGUUCAUGGGACGGAUCAAAUCAGUCUGCGUCUAGCAAUUCUCAUAACGCAACUAACAGAAGUAGCACCUGGGGUAAUAUCGACAAUGAUGCUGAGAUCAUGUGUAAUUGUCAUCAGAACGCAAUUCAGUUAACAGUGAGAAAAGAAGGACCGAAUAAAGGACGUCUGUUUUACAAAUGCGCUAAACCGCAAGGUAGUGGUUGUGAUUUUUUUCUAUGGGCAUCUGAUGGAGCUGAACCUCAAAGUAGCGCAGCGACUUCAAGCCGUGUACCUGCGUUAAAUAGGGACGAUGGAAGUGCUGAUCACUUUUCUCGCGUUGGUACUUCUAAUAAUGAUUGGGGAGACUCGUCAACGAAUGAUGUUAUGUGCCAAUGUAAUCAACCUGCGCGAAAGCUGACAGUUCACAAAGAAGGACCCAAUAAAGGCCGACAAUUUUAUGGGUGUCCAAAAGGUAUGAACUCCACUUGUAACUUUUUUCAAUGGGCAGAUGAGAAUGAUAAUCAAAAUACGGAUUGGAGCAAUUCAGUUGUAAAUAGAGGAAAAAAUAAAACGCAUAGUAGAGGCGGUAGUGUUUCCAAAAGGCCAAGACUUACCGGCAGCAAGAGAAAAUGUGGAAAUUGCGGAAUGGAAGGUCACACGAGAAACAGAUGUCCAGAUAAUGCGAUGGACUGACCAGUGAAUUUUUUUUACGGAAUUGUAAAUAAUGUACAGUUUACAAUGU